GUAGCAUUCAACGAAGGCACACCCAACCUCCACGUUAUUGCCUAAUUCUAUUUUUUUCUCUCACUCUUACUCUAAACCUUCUACAUAUCCGUUCUUCUAUACAACCCCCACCCCCACUCCCCACCUCCUCUCUCCCGUUCCUUGCCUUUCCUUCUUCUAUUUCCCCCACUUCUUCUCCACACGAACACACACAGAGACCAUACCGUUCUUCCCCCACACCUCCUUUCCUUCCUUCCUCCUAGUUUGUCUCUUGCACCCACAACCCACAAGAUCUUUUUUAUUUAAAUAAGAAAGAAAGAAAAAAAAUGGCCGAUUACGCACCACCGCCUCCACUCAUUUACACUGCUUUCCGACUCGGCUUCCGUGUCGUCUCGCAUUUAUUUUUUCGAGAAAUUCAAACGACCGGUGCACACCUUGUUCCGACCGACGAUCCAUGCAUUUUCAUUGUCGGCCCUCAUGCCAAUCAGUUUAUUGACGGCGUCACCUUGCUUAGCCGGAAUCCUCGACAUUCUUAUGUGCUUAUGGCUUCCGUUUCGUAUAACCGACCUCUGAUCGGCCAUGUCGGCAAAUUCCUGAGUGCCAUUCCAGUAGUACGGCCUCAGGACAUAGUCCAUUUAGGCACUGGCAGAAUCACGUAUGAUCCAACAAACGACCCAUUCCAUAUCACUGGCCACAACACACGCUUCAGCAAAGAAUUGGGAGCACGCGACUUUAUUAUCUUUGGCCACAACCACAAGGGCCAUGUGGCACGCGUGACAUCCGACACGUCAAUCGAGAUCACGCACGCCAUCCCCAAUAUCUCCACAAUAACCGAAUUUGACGGUUUCAAAAUAGCACCGCAUGUGGAUCAAACGCCGGUCUACGACGAGGUCCAUUCAUACCUGAACAGAAACGAAUGUAUCACGGUGUUUCCCGAAGGCGGCAGCCACGACCGACCCGAAAUGUUACCGCUCAAGGCCGGCUUUGCGGUCAUGGCAUUGGGCGCCAUGGCAGAAAACCCAGACCUGAUCCAGAAACUCAAAAUCGUGCCUGUUGGAUUGAAUUAUUUCCAUCCUGACAGGUUCCGUUCACGCGCCGUGGUCUCGUUUGGCCUGCCCUUGACCGUGCAUCCAACAUUGGUGGAACAGUUUAAACGUGGUGGGAAAGAGAGACGGGAUGCAAUCACACAGUUGUUGGAUGAAAGCGACGAGGCGUUCAAGACGGUCACGACGAAUGCACCGGAUUAUGAUACGUUAAUGGUGAUUCAGGCUGCGCGUCGGUUGUAUAAUACAAAGAAGUUGACGUCGUUGCAACAGGUGGUCGAAUUGAAUCGUAAUUUUGUCGGUGGUUGGACACGGCUCAAUAAGGAGGAUCCUCGGCUGUUGGCAUUGACGCGGAAGGUCAAGUUGUAUAACGACACGUUGUCGUUCUUGGGUAUUCGCGAUCAUCAGGUGGACAAGUUGAAUAUCACCCCCGUGCGCGCUUCGUUGUUGUUGAUGCGACGAUUGCUAAAGCUCUUUGUCUUGGCUGGCCUUGGUGCUCCAGCACUGAUCUCCAACCUGCCACUCAUUUGGGCCACGAACACUAUCAGCAAGCGGAAACAAAAAGAGGCACUGGCGGGAUCCAUGGUUAAAAUCGCAGGCAAGGAUGUCUUGGCCACAUGGAAAAUCAUUGUCGCAGGCAUCGCUGCCCCUUUGCUGUAUGGGUUCUACGCCCUACUCUACUUUGGCUAUCUCAUCAAAGGGAAGCCCGAACUGACGAUGAAAACCAAAAUGAUGCGUGCGUGCAUGGCAUGGGCCGUGCAGCCUAUCUUGCAUUAUAUUUUGAUGCGAUUGGGUGAUCGUGGGAUUGACAUUUACAAGUCUAUCAAGCCAUUGUUUUUGGCUGUGCGUAAUCCUGAAGUGGGCCAAAUCCUGCGGGUCAUGCGCAAUGAUUUAUCAAGAGACAUUACGUCAUUUGUGCAUGAACAUCAGGAUAUAUUCUUCCCAAAGGUCAAGGGAAAGGAUGACGAGCAACAAGACGAGAACCGUAAGCCAGACUUGACGAAAAAGAAAAGCUUUAUUCAUCGAGGCAAGUAAAAGACAGGCGCGUUUUUUAUUGUAUAUAUAGCACUUUUGUUUCGUUUUUUAUAUGAAAAUGACCAAGAAUUUAACAACAUUUUCAUUAAGAGUAGUUGUCAGUCAUAUUGCUUCAUCCCCACAAGAGUUGCUUGGUCAGGCCUAGAAGAAGAAAAAGAUAGUUUCUAGACGAGACGCAUCAUGUAUCAUCAGUGACACUAUUCUUAGAUUUUCAUACAUCAUUAGAGAACAUCCACCCUAUAUUUAUAAUCUCUUUUUUUAUCACCAUCUCGCACACUCUUUCCUUUUUGAACACAUAAAAAAUAUACCAGGAUCAGUCAAUUUCUUACGUGAUUGAGUAUGUAACAAUGUGUUAUUAUCGCUACUACAGUACUACUAAUAAUACUACUACUGCUAGUCAAUACAUUCUUG
Messenger RNA from Zychaea mexicana, 2468 nucleotides. RefSeq lists its product as uncharacterized. The transcript has 5 exons. Lineage: Eukaryota; Fungi; Mucoromycota; Mucoromycetes; Mucorales; Lichtheimiaceae. Gene Ontology annotation, biological process: phospholipid biosynthetic process. The coding region runs from base 306 to 2057 and encodes 583 amino acids. The record is from RefSeq and is a predicted model, not a curated record. Gene Ontology annotation, cellular component: endoplasmic reticulum membrane. Gene Ontology annotation, molecular function: glycerone-phosphate O-acyltransferase activity; glycerol-3-phosphate O-acyltransferase activity.